This is a messenger RNA of Pisolithus orientalis, 1404 nucleotides long. Its product is annotated as kinase-like domain-containing protein. Gene Ontology annotation, molecular function: MAP kinase kinase activity; ATP binding. Gene Ontology annotation, biological process: cell integrity MAPK cascade; protein phosphorylation; regulation of fungal-type cell wall organization. The record is from RefSeq and is a predicted model, not a curated record. The transcript has 6 exons. Bases 1 to 1404 code for a protein of 467 amino acids. NCBI's taxonomy places the organism in Eukaryota, Fungi, Basidiomycota, Agaricomycetes, Boletales, Pisolithaceae.
AUGCACUCUCGUCCGCUUGGCCCAAGGACUCCCCGCUCCCAGUCUCCCCACUUGGCAGAGACUCGUCCUUUGCAGAUUCGCAAGGCAUCGGUAGAUCAAUCAGUUCUCCGUCCCCCAUCGCCGGCACUGCAGCUCUCCUCAUCACCCACCCCAUCGCGCCCUCUCAUCUCCGGCACUUCCCCAUCCCCUAGAACAAAUGGCUUGCGACCAAAGCUUCAGCUACCUCUAUCUGGUGGCGUAGGCAGCAUCAGCGACUACUACGCAGGCCCUGCCUCCAUCCCCCCUGGUUUAGAUGGAGAAAACCCCGGCGGUGCGACCGUUCGUCCAUCAGACACGCAGCUUCAGACACCUCGACCCCCGGAACAACAUGAUUCCAGCGAUAACAGCAUCGAACAAUUGGUUUCUGUGUUCGAGAAAGCAUCCGUCGAUUCCAACAUGUCAGCUGAUGAGAUCUCAACCUACGGAUCUACCAAGUGGUCCGAUAGUGUUUUGGAGGAAAUAUGCAGACUGGGAGAAGGUCAAGGUGGUGCAGUCCACAAAGUUAGAGACAUCCGGAACGGCUUCAUCUUGGCGAGAAAGACGAUCACUACACGCGAAGCACCUCUAAAGCAGCUCGGAAGAGAGCUGCAGAUUUCUUCCACUUCGAAACACAUCAAUAUCAUCCAGUUCUAUGGGGCUUACAUGUCACCUUCCUCUAGCGAAGUCAAGGUCAUGAUGGAGUUCUGUGCCGGCGGCAGUUUAGAAGCUGUCGGUAAGCGUAUUAAAGAACGUGGCGCCCGCAUCAGCGAGAGAGUUACCGGUCGUAUUGCUGAGGGGGUUCUUUCAGGACUGGCGUAUCUUCACUCUCUCAAGACCAUCCAUAGAGACAUCAAACCCUCCAACGUCCUUCUGACCGGGCAGGGCGUCGUCCGCCUUAUUGAUUUUGGGGUUUCCGGUGAACUUGUCAAGUCCUUGGCCGGAACUUUCACUGGAACAAGUUUUUACAUGGCACCCGAGCGUAUCAGUGGCAAAGAAUACAGCAUCCGUGCUGAUGUGUGGUCAACUGGUAUCACGCUGCUGGAGCUCGUCCAGAAUCAUUACCCGUUCCCGGACGACUUGACAUCUAUCGAGUUACUCGUCUACAUCACACAGGGAGAUCCUCCACAGCUGAUGGAUGAACCGGAUGUCAAAUGGAGUGACGAAAUGAAGGACUUUAUCAGACAAACAUUGAUCGUCGAUCACACCGCACGCCCCACACCUAAAGAAAUGCUAGCACACCCUUGGAUCGUUAGUGUAAUGAAAAAGGAGGUACCGAUGGCUAGAUGGAUCAGUGAAGUUUGGGGAUGGAACCGGAAUCGAUCCAGUUCAAGCGACGCCUCGCGGCCAAGCUCUAGUCGAGGUUUACCUUUCCCGACACCACUUUAG